GUUGCUUCUGCUGCGCAGAUAAGAAAACAUUUAACAUCGGUUUCAUUCGAUUCAUUCAUGAGUGUAACCUCGAUAAGGAAUAAAUGUUCUGUUAAAUAAUAUUGAUUUUCAUUCCCAAUUAUAUUAUUGGAACCUAAAUAUAUAUAGAUACAUAAGUAUUAGUGAAAUACAUCACAAGUGGCGACGAGGAAAAGUGAAUUAACAAAUUCAAAUAAUUUUUGUUCUUUACAACAUGGCCGAAUCUCCGAUAUCAAGUAUCGGACAUUUACGGGAGUUCGAUCCUGCCAUUUCGGAAUGGUCCAUAUUUAAAAGAAGAAUUGACAAUUAUUUCGUUGCAAAUUCGAUCACGGACGAAAAACGAAAAGGAGCCAUCCUGUUGAAUGUCCUUAACGAAGAAGCUUACAAGCUAGUAUUUAAUAUGUGCUUGCCGGAGGAACCAGAAAUUAAAACAUACAAAGUUCUCAGUGAAUUACUCACUAAUCAUUUCAAACCGAGUGAAAGUGUAUUUGCUGCACGAUACAAAUAUUAUACAGCUAAGAAGGUGUCAACAGAAACUGCAAAAGAAUGGGCAGCUCGUCUAAGAAAUUUUGCAGCUCAGUGUCAAUUUAAUAAUUUACAACUAGAAAUGGUUCUGAGGGAUGUGUUCAUAGUCAACUACGACAAGGGAAGUGUUCAAGAUCGUCUUCUGGAAGAAAAAAAUUCAGUCACUUUCGCUGAAAUGGUGGAAUUAGCAUCAGCAAAAUCUGCGACGCAGUCAUCGAUGAAUAACUGGGAGAAUUUCAUGAAGAAAGAAGUGGAUUUGCAUUACGCAGGUACACAGCCAUGUCAGAGUGUACCUAAGGAGCGAAGUUCACCGGAUCAAGGAUCGUCAGGAACAUCGACCACCAGCAAUCAACAGAACAAAUGCGAAGUCUGUGGAAGACGGAACCACUCAAAAGAUAAGUGUUUUUAUCGCAAUUGUCUCUGUCACAUCUGUAAUAAAAAAGGUCACCUCGCACCAGUUUGUAAACAGAAACAUCAAAAUUUUCUUCAAUAUUCAAAAUAUAAACAAAAUUUUAUUGAAUCCUCUGAUUGUUCUUUGUUUACUUUGGGGACAUUGCAAAAUGAUCCUAUCAAUGUUGAAAUUUUAAUUCAAGGUAUUCCUUAUACAUUUAGCUUAGAUACGGGUUCAAGUUUCACUGUUGUUUCUGACUCAUUUUAUUCAAAGAAUUUUGAAAGAUUUUCAUUAAAAAGCACGAAAAAAAGGUUUAAUCUUUACAAUGGGGAAUAUAUUGUACCUUUAGGCUAUUUCACUUGCGAAAUUGUUUUUCAAAAUAAAACAAAGGAAAUCAAUAUUUACGUGAUAAAAGAUGCAUGUGGACCGCCACUUUUAGGAAGAGAUUUUUUCAAUAUUUUUCAGUUAAAUAUAUCUUCUUUGAAUUACGUGAAUGUUCCAGAUGAUUUACAGUUUCUCUUUAGUAAAUAUAAACGUUUUUUUGAACCUGGAUUGGGAACAUUCACCAAAGGAAAAAUUUCAAUCAAAUUAAAAUCUGAUGGAAUAACACCUAAAUUUUUUAGGGCUAGACCUCUCCCAUUCGCCAUGAAGGAGAAAGUUGAACAGGAACUAGAAAGGUUACUGAGUUUAGGGGUCAUCGAACCAGUUGAUUAUUCACCGUGGGGAACACCAGUGGUGCCCGUCCUAAAAAAAGAUGGUUCAGUAAGACUGUGUGGAGAUUUCAAGAGUUGGGAAAUGUAACAUGGAAACGUCACCUGGAUCAGAUUAUUCCGAUGUCUUCUGAAGCUUUGGCACUUCCGGUUAAUAGCGAGUUGGUUGAUCCAGAUGAGGUUUCUCAUGAGAAAAAUGAACUGAGUCAGGAAGUAACUGAGAGUUCAGACGAGUUGGUUUCUGAGUAUGGAAGUAAUGUAGGAACGAGACCAAAACGUAAUAUUAGACCUGUAGAGCGUUUAACUUAUUUUUAGAACUUAUAUAUUUGUUAAGAAUAUUGUGAAUUGAUUUUUUUUUGUUGUUGAUAUUUUUAAGGGAGGAAGUAUUGUUAUAUAUUGAUUUUUGUAUGGAAUGUUUUCGGAGUUGCUUCUGCUGCGCAGAUAAGAAAACAUUUAACAUCGGUUUCAUUCGAUUCAUUCAUGAGUGUAACCUCGAUAAGGAAUAAAUGUUCUGUUAAAUAAUAUUGAUUUUCAUUCCCAAUUAUAUUAUUGGAACCUAAAUAUAUAUAGAUACA
This is a messenger RNA of Harmonia axyridis, 2219 nucleotides long. RefSeq lists its product as uncharacterized. NCBI's taxonomy places the organism in Eukaryota, Metazoa, Arthropoda, Insecta, Coleoptera, Coccinellidae. The transcript has 2 exons. The coding region runs from base 233 to 1735 and encodes 500 amino acids. The record is from RefSeq and is a predicted model, not a curated record.